This is a messenger RNA of Conger conger (European conger), 873 nucleotides long. It is a transcript of the gene srp9, whose product is annotated as signal recognition particle 9. Gene Ontology annotation, molecular function: 7S RNA binding. Gene Ontology annotation, biological process: negative regulation of translational elongation; SRP-dependent cotranslational protein targeting to membrane. The coding region runs from base 111 to 371 and encodes 86 amino acids. Gene Ontology annotation, cellular component: signal recognition particle, endoplasmic reticulum targeting. Lineage: Eukaryota; Metazoa; Chordata; Actinopteri; Anguilliformes; Congridae. The transcript is spliced from 3 exons. The record is from RefSeq and is a predicted model, not a curated record.
CUUUUUUUUUACCCAUUCAGAUACUGCUGAUGUGGUUCUAGCUACAAUUUCGAGGGAAAGUUACAGUGUGUUUUCUCCUUUUUUAAAUUUCACAUUUAGUUUAGCUAGCUAUGCCUUAUUAUCAAACAUGGGAAGAGUUCGCCAGAGCCGCAGAAAAACUAUAUUUGACAGAUCCAAUGAAGGUCAGAGUUGUGCUGAAGUACCGCCAUUGUGAUGGCAACCUUUGUAUGAAAGUCACAGACGACGCAGUGUGUUUACAGUACAAGACCGACCAGGCGCAGGAUGUAAAGAAGAUCGAGAAGUUGCACGGCAAAUUGAUGAGAUGCAUGGUGUCCAAGGAAUCUCGUAGUGUUGCCAUGGAGACGGACUGAUUGAUUCCUCAGUCAAGUUUAUGAACUUUGAGGCCGGACAGUGGUGUGCCUUUCACAAGCAAGGGAAAAAAAGAGGAGGCAGCGCAGAAGACUGAAUGAUGAAGAGGAAGAUGUGUGUGAGCGGGGAUGGGUGGGGAGGGGAGGGAGGGGAAAAGAAUCGUAGGAUAAAGGUUAAGCGGAGAGCAGUAGACUGGCUCUUCUGAAGAGCAAGCUGCUUGUGCGUCCUGUAGGUGGAUAGUUAUUUAUUUUUUUGGGUUUCAAGGUGGACUAAAGCAAGAUUUGAACAACAAGAUGUCUGUCUGUUGACAAGGUUGGGUUUUCUUGAGCGGUUUUUAAGUUCCUUUUUUAUUUUUCAUGGAGAAAUAUUCCCAGUUUCACAAGAGCCCAAAUGAAGCGGCGUCUUCAGAUUUACACUCAGUCAUUUUCGUAAUGGAGCUACUGUUUUCUUUCAUUGGAUGUUCAAAUUGUCAUGUGGUAUUCAAUAAAUAUUUACAUCUGUAAA